Vitrella brassicaformis is the source of this 5753-nucleotide messenger RNA. Lineage: Eukaryota; Vitrellaceae. The record is from the annotation of a GenBank genome assembly.
CGACCAUGGAUAUAGGACGACGAUGCCGCAUGCAUUUCGUUUGUGGCUGACGAGGGAUGGAGAAGAAGAGCUUCGACCCGUCGCUCAACCACGACAGGUGAGGAGGAGCAUUCAGCGACCACAGGGAAUCCGAUGCGAUGCACCUACUUGUGGGCCAUGUGAAUGGAUGUGCUGGUCAUUGUCUGUUCGGCAGAGUCAAGUAUGAGAUCGUCAAGUGCUCCAGUGAGGACCAGGACAACCCUGUCAGGGAGCUCCUCGAACAGACGUCUGCCACCAGAGGAUGGUGCUCGGCAAGGUACGCACAAUGUGUGCACAUCACAUGCAUCAAACGCAUGUAUGGAUCCGUUUGGUUUUCUGUCAUCCAUCCAUCGUACUUCUCUGCGUGUAUCUGUGUGUGUCUGUAUAUGUCAGGUUCUGUGACUAUCCGCAGGAGCUGGGGCUGAAGUUUGAGGGCCCGGUGCAGAUACGCCAGAUACAGUUCCUCUCCCACCAGUCGAAAAUCACCUCCAAACUAGAACUCGUAACCACACACGCGCACAUGCACGCACACACACACAAAGGCUCUUCAUGUGUCCCCCUGUGUGCUAUGCGUUGUGGGUGUCGCAGUACACGGCGCUGCCGAAGCAGGAUGGCCGGAACCAUAGCUAUGACUCCGUUAGGUUCCACCGACUCGGGUACGGUACGCGCUGCAUGGUGACAAAACCAAAUCGUGGCAGCACAGCAACUUCCCGCGGCAAUGUGUCGGUCGCCGGGCUGUCAGGUAUCUGGCGAUGUCCGCCAAUGAGCGAUCGGACUUUUCGGUACGGUGACAGAACAAGGAAGGAUGGAUGGAUGUAGCGCAGCGCAUCCGUCGGUCGGCAAGGAGGGAGGCAUUCUGCGUUGCGUCUCUCCUUGAGUCGGUGCGUACAGGCUCGUGAGUUGAAGUCGGUGUAUGUUGACGUGGUGGCCGAGUACAUCAAGAUCAUCGUCCACAAGUGCCACAUCAACAAAUACAACCUCACCAACCAAGUGGUACACACACAUACAUACAUACAUACAUACACACACACGUACAAUAGUGCAGUGGGUGCAGCUCUCUCAUUUCCCCAUCCAUCCAUCCAUCCCUCUCCUUGGUGACUGUCAGGGUUUUGUAGCGGUGAAUGUGUUUGGCGAGUUGUUGGGUCCCGACAUGGCGCCGUUCGUGGCCGGCCGCGGUCCGCCCCGCCAGUCCGGCCGGCGGGACAUCGCAAACUACCCCGCGCCACCCAGGAGGGGUGAGUGACGCCACAUCGUGACCACACAGGGAGGGGUGUGGACGGAAGGGCGGGGGACGAGGCAAUGCCAUCCAUCCUCUCAUUGGUAUUUCUUUCUCCAUGGAUGGGACUGUGCAGGUGAUCCGCAGGCGCAGGCCGUUGCCAUGGCGGAGGAGCUGCAGUACGACCCACAGACGGUCGACAAACUGCGCCUCCUACAUGCCCACAAAAACAGAGCCAUACAGGUAGGCUAGGUACCAAGCGAAAGAAAGGACCAAUGAUCUGUUGAAUGAAAUACAUUUGUUCAUCUGUCAGCUGGAGGACUACGAUGAGGCGAAGCGGUGCAAGGACAUGAUCAAACGGCUCACCGACGUCGGCAAGGCCCUUAAAGAACUAGAAGACAAAAAAGCGUAGCCAACACACCACACUCAACACCCAUGAAAAAAAGAGCCCAUGUCCUCCUCUUCGCCCCUUCGGUUGCAGGAUGGCGGUGCGCAAUGAGGAUUUCGACGCGGCGAAGGUGAUCAAGCAGGAGAUCGACCGCCUGAGGUCAGCUGCCCUCACCCCCGAUGGCCCCAUCAGCCCCGCAGGCCCGCCCUCACCCCCACACGCAUCACGCCCAGACAGGGACAUGCCAUCCAGCUCACAGACCGACACACCAUCGGUGCCAACCUCACACGAACAGGUGAGGGUCGGAAAACAGACAGACAGACAGACAGACAUUGUCCUGGAAUGCAGUAUAUGUGUGUGUGUUGUGGGCGUGUAUGUAUGUGUAUGUGUGUGUGUAGAUGGAGGAUCACUGGACGAGGACUGCCGCGGAGCCGUCGGGUGAGCUGCCUGCAGGUGAGGGAGGCGAGACCGUCUACAGCACACCGUAUCCCGAUCGUGGCGGCCGUGGUGAUGACGAGCUCAUGGGAGGAGAGGGGGAGGCAGGGGACGCCAUGCUCAACGUCGAUGAUAGACCGGCCGUACGUAAUCAACAACAUACCAACCAUCCCGCAUGGCCACAUGUGAUGUCAACGGCAUUUUGUGCGCAUGUGUUGCAGUAUGUGUCGCCGGACCAUUUGCCGUCCGGCGGUCUCCCUCGCACGCCCCCAAGGGGCGCUGGUGGGAUUGAGGGUGGUGGCUUUGGCGGCAUGGGUGGCGGCGUGGCCGAGCGCGAGGCGGCACCUCCACCGCCAUCAUUCCCGCCGGACAAACACCCACUCAGAGGUGAGUGCAGCGCAGUGGCAAAUGCGCGUCAUGUUGCGUAUCACGUUGGAUGGUUGUUUGUCAGGUGUUCCGAAUGUCGAGGAGUUGCCGGCGCCCGAGGGCAUCAGUCCGUCGUUCUCCAAGGAGGCGGGGCCCCUGAUAGACCUCUUCGGAGAAUACCUCAUCAGAUGCCUCUACUCGAAGGUCCGACACCUGCCUGCACCCUCCACACACAAGCGCCUGAGGUCACGUGUUCGUUGUCUGCUGUGCUGGUUGGUGAUGGUUCCUGCACCAUUCAUCCAGACGUGGCACCUUCGCGAGGCGGCAGUGCUCAAGCUCGACCUAGAUUUCAACGCAGGUGCCCAUAUAUCGUGUGUCAACGUCCAUCUAUCCACCCACCCACCCGUGCCUUGCCUCUUAUUUACCAUUAUACACUGUUCUCCCAUGGUGUGUGUCAGGGUUGUUUGGCGAUUUCAACACGCGUCAGUUUCUGGAGGGUUUGUGUGUGGUGCUGAAGCGCGCCAUCAGUGACAAGAUCGCACAGGUGUUCCUCACCAGCACACAGCUGCUGCAGUCUAUCGCCAUCGGACUAUUCGCCAUCCAAGUCCGCACACUGCCUGCCUGCCUGCCACACACUCUUAUUCAAUUUGUGCAUCCCUCAGGGUGACGAAGGCCUCAAAAAGAGCGAUGUCCAGGUGGCGAAGAAACAAGGGCCACCCACCAUGGUGUAUGUAUGUCUGUGUGUGUUGGCUGGUUGGUUGCCCGUGUGCAGCCGUGUUUGGACCCUUUGCUGCCUCUGUUGGUGGAGCGGCUGGGCGACGCCAACAACCGGUGCCGCGACGCUGCCGCAAUCUCACUCACCUCGCUGGUCAAACAACCGGUGAGUAAAGAAAUGAGACACACAGAGAGACAGAGAGAGACACGGACAGACAAGGAUGACGGACAUCGAAGUGCAUCGGCUGGUCGCCGCUCUGGUGUGCAGACUGUCGGCGGCCACUUUGUUGGUCAGUAUCUGCUGCGCACCUCGAAGAAGAAACAACUGCCCGCCAAGUAAGCCAUAUGGGAUGGGCGUGGUAGCCAUGCAUGUGUGUGUGUGUGCAGGUCGAUAGUGUCUCGUUUGUCGCUGCUGGAGUCGCUCGUGACCGAAUGCCAAUGCAUCCAGCCCAUGAAGAAGGACGGCAUGACUCAAGAGGUAAGUAACCACACAACCAACCAACCAUCGCACGGCGUUUCGGUGCGCAGCGCAGAUCUGUGUGUCUAUGUCAUGUGUGCAGGCGUUGAUGCAGGCGGCCAUGGGUUGGUUCAACAGUCCCCACCAGGAGGUCCGCAUGGCGUGUGUCUCACUCGUGGGCGCCAUAUACACUCUCGCGGGCCCAUCCGAGAUCGAAAAGCACCUGAAGGACCUCAGACCCGCUCAACUCGACGUCAGUCAGACGCACACAAAUCAGCACAGACACAAGGAGCCAUCCAGUGUGCCUCUCUGUGUGUGCGGCUGGCUGUGUUACUAGGCGUUUGAGUUGGAGUUCAAGCGUCGGGCUGAGGGUGGGGGCGGUGUGGCCGAGGGUGUGGGGCUGCCGUUGAGGCGGAUGUCUCUCGGGGGCGGCGCCAAGAGGACCGCCAACGGACCGGCGGCCGCGGCCAGCGGUGAGGAAAUGAAUGGGCACGUGUAUGCAGCGGCUAUGUCAGACAGCGAAGUUUUGGCAGACAGCGAAGUUUUUGCAUGAAGCCAAAUUUUCUGGACACACAAGUGGAGUGGUCGGUAGAAAUGAUGAGAUAACAUGUAUACAUGUGUGAUGGUAAUAUAUAAGGAUGGGCUAUCUAUCCAUCCAUCACUCAUAUGUACGUCUCCUUUACUUACACAACUUGCCUUACCGUUUUCGAGCAUGAACCAAUAUUAUAUCAUUUCUUUCAUCUCACCAGCCUAGCCACACAACACACCCACGAGUUGUAUGUAUGUGUGUGUGCAUCAAUCAGAGGGUAGCGGUGCCCCGGCCCCUGCCCCAGGCAAGGGCAAGAUGAGCGGUGAGGACAAAAAGGCCACGAGGAAGCCAGAAGACAUGCAACAGGACAAACCCUCACCACCACAGGUGCACUCACUGCACUGCACCAGACAGACAGUCACAAGCAACGGAAGAGGCAACCUGCCCGGGACCAACCAGUCCGCUGGCUGUGUAUCGAUGGGAUGUUGUUUAUCUGUGUGUGGUGUGUCUCGGUCCGUUAGGCUGUUGCUGACGUGUCUGGUGGUGUGGACGAGGGACCACCCAUAGACCCUGACGACGAAAACUCUGAGUUAGGCAUGCAGCAAACAGAGACAUUAUGUUGGUAUGGGUCUGUCUGUGUGCAGCACGUGUCAGUUCUGCGGUCGUCAGGACCCCUCGUUUCGGUUCGGUGGGAUGGACAUGCACCUCUUCGAAGAGUGCCCCCUCCUCAUCAAAUGCGACGCAUGCCAACAGGUCGGUCGCCUCGCCCUGCAUGCCUGGGCUGCAAGCUUGGGAGGGAGGUGGACACACACACGACAGACACUCCACGUGUGUUGUUGGCGCGUACGUGUGUGUGUAGGUAGUGGAGAUUGCGACGUUGAGGGACCACCGUCUGUUUGAGUGCGAGGCCAAGAACAUCAUCGACUGGCAGGAGUGCACCAGGUAGGUAAGAGUGACCACACGAGACACGACGCGGCCUCUUCCCGUUGUGUGCGCGUUGGAUAGGUGUGGCCUGGCGAUUGCCUCGGCUGAGAUGGAGGCCCACCAGAACAACGAGGAGGAAUGCAGACCACUCGGUCGACGAGACACGAUGAGACAGACCCAUUCAGCCGACCUUUCCAUCCAUGGAUUGGACGUAUGGAGGGAUGGAGGGAUGUGUGUGUGUGUGUGUGUGUGUAGUUGAGGGUUGUUUGCGGUGCCCCCUGUGCUUCCGGGACAUCCCUGUGGAAGGUCACCCUGACAGACAGACAGACAGACAAACAGACAGCCAUUGCAAACAAACCACGCCCGUGUGUGUGUGUCGUUGUGUGUGUCAACCAACAGGCACCAGUGUGUCUUUUGCGUGGCAGGACCACCUGCUGCAAGAGGGAUGCCCAGCGAACCCAAGGUCAAUGUGACGACAGACAACGGUGGAGGGUGGAUGGAUGGAUGGAUGGGGUGUACAGCCAGCCAUCCAGCCAGCCGCCAUAUUCGUUCAGUGUAUAUGAUAUGCAUGCUGUGUGUGCAUUGCAUUGCAUUGUGUUGCGUUGCGACGCGCGCUGCUUGCAUGAUGACAUGUACGGUGCAUGACAUGCGGUGGGGUGAGGGAGUGAACGUGUGCUGUGAGUGAGAUGAACGAGAAUAGAAUGAC